This is a messenger RNA of Colletotrichum lupini, 2496 nucleotides long. RefSeq lists its product as uncharacterized. NCBI's taxonomy places the organism in Eukaryota, Fungi, Ascomycota, Sordariomycetes, Glomerellales, Glomerellaceae. The transcript is spliced from 12 exons. The coding region runs from base 1 to 2496 and encodes 831 amino acids. The record is from RefSeq and is a predicted model, not a curated record.
AUGGGCGCUAUGCUUCCUUUGGUAGGCAGACACGGCAGGAGAGCCCAGGGCCCAAAUGUUCGCAUCUCGGUAAUGACGCGAGAUGCAGGACCGGCCGGGUUUAAACGAAGAGAGAGCGAGACUCACCCCCAAGCUUUCCCGAACAUUGAGCCUUUGAUUUCCCUUCAGCCUGAUUUCCUUGAUUUAUUGGAAAGUUGGGGGCCCGUAAUCCGUUGCCAAUGCCAUUUCGGUCCCGUCUUCUCUUUCGUCAGAACCGAAGCCGCGAUUCCCAAGGCCAAGUGGAAGAGCCUCGGCAAAAUGACCCAGCGACUUUGGGAAAUUCCUCAUCCAGGCACGCCAACGACUAAUCUUGGCCCAACUUCCAAGCCCGGGCCAACAAGGCACUUGAAUACAGAUCACGGAUCGCGCGCCAAGCGGUUGUUUCCGAAUGCAUCCUGGUCGUGCGACGCGAGGGUCGGUCUUGACCAAAGCUUCUACCAAUCCCUAGUCCCAAUUCGUCCCUUCAGAUUCCUUGGAUGUUUGAUCUUCCACAGUGUUGACUGUUUCAACUCAACCACGACGACGACAAUUCCCGCGACACGGCAAGGCGAAGAAGGAAAGGAACAGCAUCCCCGUUCCGUCCCAUCCCAUCCAUACCCCUUCGAAUCAGGAAGAGACAGAGACACACAGAGAGCCACAGAGAAAGACGGGAAAGAGACCAUGACGGAGAAACGUCGAAUUGCCGACAUAGCAGGGGUAUCCGUACCUGGAUUGUACCCACGCCCUGGACAAUUCCGCAGUUCCCACAGUUGCAGAACAUUGAUCCACCGAUCCAUUCAACCCAGCGCUGCCAAUCCAAUCCCAUCCCGUCUUCUUCUUCAUCGAUCCCAGCCAAUGACGGCUCGGAUAUUCGUUGACAUGCAUUGGCAGGCCAAAGGUGGGCUAGCUAGUCUGCAAGGGAUCCGCAAAAUUGCCGUGUUUGUCGUGUGUCGAAAAUUCCCGCCCACACGGCUGCUACACCGAGACUGCGGGACUUUUUCUCCCAAAGCACCGAAGGUUGGAUGGGAUUUUCCAGGUUCGUCUGGCAAGCGCAAUAGCAUCGCUUUAUGCAGCGACAGGACGACUGCAGAACACUCGAAAAAGGAAAGACGGGCAGUAGAACACGGCACCGAGAGCGAUCCCGCCAUGUCUUGGCGACUUCUGGUUGGGGAGGCUUGGCUGAAGCUGAAGCUGACACACGAAGCCCCGUGGCUGGCCCGGCUGGGAGUUCUGUCACCACUAUCAUACUUUGGCGUGUACCUCAGCAAUGACGAUUUCCAUAAACUCUCCCGGCCACCCUCUCCCAUGCAGGUCCAGCACAUCAAUGGGACUUUUUCACAGCCGCAAUCGACAAAGGGAAGAAGCAAAGGUCGGACGAAGAUUGAGUUCCCAGGCGGGAGGACUGGCCACCAAUUGGCAACGAUGGGGAGAGAAAAGAGACACGAGAAGGAUGAGAGGGAAGGGCAACACGGCGAAAAAAGAGCGAGCAAAAAAGAAACCCCACGGCAACUGAAGCUCCAGAACCCCUGUUCGAUCGAGAGGAUUGAUGGGGAUCGAGUGGGUUCCCUGGGGCUCUGCAGGGGCCCUGCCAUUGGAGCAAGGGGACCAUCCUCGUCAGCUUGCUGCCCCAGGAACUCCUCUUCUUUUCAUUCUAGCGUUGCUGCUAGUGUUUUCCUAUCGUGGCAGGCAUCUCCAUGGAACCGAACCGGUGUCCACCCAGUGUGCCAUCGGAAAAGUCAGGACUCGCCUCCUCCUCCUCCAGGCUUGGCUUGGGACGUUUGUGGCUCCUCCCACGAAUGCCAGACGAGCAUGGCAAGCAGCAAAGGGCCAGCGACAGCGGAGCGCGACUUCUUUGCAGCGUAUUACGCCAGAGAUUGCACACGGAUCAUCCAACGGGUCUCUUUCGCGCAAAUCUCGCUUUUGGCCACGUUGGUCCAAUGGCGUCUUCCCGGUUUCCCACUGACUAGUCGAGUCCUCACUUCCGCUCGCUCGUCAAGUCGUCGGAGGUCGGAGAGUAAUUCACAGCUGGGUAUCCGCGUAGGAGGAGUCGUGGAAACUUCGUUGGAACGGGCAAUCAUCCAUCCAGCUCCGUCUGGAACCAUAAUCCAUCGUCAUCUCGCCUCCGACUGCCAUGCUGUCCCUAUCUUUUCGUCGAGGCUACUCGACUACUCUGUAUUACACGCUGCCUUGCCCAAGAGCAAGGCCAGUCAGGCCCUCCCCCAGGAUACAGCCAGAACGAGCCAAGUGGCGUUCUUGACUUCCGUGGGUGAGGCAUUUGAUGGACGCCAGCCAGUCCGGUCGGUCAAGCCAGGUUCAAGCGCAAAUGAGGACAUAGGGAUUAUACACCGCGGGCACACCGCACAAGCUACAUUGCUGCACACGCAUACGGCGCGUGAACGGGACCCCAAUAUCCCGCAUCUGACUUUGCAGGUUGAACGUCGCCGAUUCAUUUCCCACCCCCAUCCAAUAUUGCGGUGA